Messenger RNA from Columba livia (rock pigeon), 1833 nucleotides. It is a transcript of the gene STARD7, whose product is annotated as StAR related lipid transfer domain containing 7. The record is from RefSeq and is a predicted model, not a curated record. Gene Ontology annotation, molecular function: lipid binding. The transcript is spliced from 8 exons. NCBI's taxonomy places the organism in Eukaryota, Metazoa, Chordata, Aves, Columbiformes, Columbidae. Bases 9 to 1199 code for a protein of 396 amino acids.
GCGGCGGCAUGUUGCAGCCGCGGCGGCCGCUCGUCGGGCUCGUCUCCCGCUGCGCCCGCACCGCCCGCCUGGGCCCCCGCCCGCCCGGGCCCGCCGAGCCCGGCGGACAAGCGGGGGGAGGCGCGGGGCGGCGGGGCCUGCUGGGCCUGCUGGCGCGGCAGUGCAGCUGCCUGACGGGGCAGCGGGCGCGGCAGGCCCGGCGGGGCUGGUGCCGCGGGGGCGGCGGGAGCGGCGGGGACGGGGCGGCGGAGCGGGCGAGGCGCAGCGGAGGUGGUGGAAGCGGCGGCGGCGGCGGCGGGGGGUGGUGGUGGUGGCGAGGGCUGCUCCGAGGCCGCCCCGCCUUCGCCGCUACCGGCCGCCUCAUGGCGACUCUGGCCGGUGUCUUCGUCUGGGACGGGCAGCGGAUCGAGGAGGAGGAGCUGCAGCGGUCGGCGCAGGAGAUAAAAUACAUGGAGAACAUGUCGGGGCCGCGGAUGGAGCCCAAACGGGAGCGCGAGCCCGGGGAACAGCCCUGGGAGAUGAUCAUGGACAAAAAGCACUUUAAACUCUGGCGCCGGCCCAUUGGGGGCACCCACUUGUACCAGUACCGAGUGUUCGGGUCGUACACGGACGUGACUCCCCGACAGUUCUUCAAUGUACAGCUGGACACUGAAUACAGGAAAAAAUGGGACUCGCUGGUCAUCAAAUUAGAUGUAAUCGAGCGAGACGUGGCCACUGGAUCCGAAGUGAUUCACUGGGUCACUCAUUUCCCAUAUCCGAUGUAUUCGCGCGACUACGUCUACGUGCGCCGGUACAGCGUGGACAAGGAGAACAACCUGAUGGUGCUGGUCUCACGGGCUGUGGAGCAUCCGAGCGUCCCCGAGGACCCUGAGUACGUUCGGGUCAGGACCUAUGAGUCCCAAAUGGUCAUUCGGCCCCACAAAACCUUCGACGAGAACGGUUUUGAUUAUUUGCUGACCUACAGCGACAACCCCCAGACCGUGUUCCCCCGGUACUGCGUCAGCUGGAUGGUGUCGAGCGGAAUGCCGGAUUUCCUGGAAAAACUGCACACGGCGGCUCUGAAAGCCAAAAAACUGGAGCUGGAGGUGCGGGACUACAUGGCGGCGCGGCCUGCGGACAGCGAGGGCAAGGCCGGCAUGGCGGCCCCCGAGCACAAGGCCGACGGCUCCUGCGGCUCUGCCCAGCUGGAAUUCGCCUGACCAGACCCCCCCCGGGAUGACGGGGAGCUCAGCACUGGUGAGGGACCCCCCAAAAUGUCACACCGACGGAGCCGCCGUCGGAUUCUCCCCCUUCCUCGCUUGUCCCCAAAUCUCCGGGCCUACGUGAGGAUGGGGGUGUCGCGUCCCCCCAGCUCCGCCCUGUGUGUUCGUGGGCUGAUGAAAAAUGUCGUGUCGUCGCUAAAUAUUUCCCAAACGGGGAAAAAAAUACUCUAAACAACAUAAUUUAUGGCCUCCCCCCCCGCAAAUGCUAUUCUGAACCCCGAAUGGUUUUGGCUCAGCGCUCGCACUGGAUGAGGAUCCUCCACAGAACUGUCUUGGGGUGUUUUAUGGUGUUUUACCCCCAAAAGUGUUGUUUUUUCCACCAAAAAGAUCCUUCUACCCUUCCAGGGGGUUGGUAUUACCAAGGUGGGGCCAUGAACUGGUGAAACUGGGGGAAAAAUGCUAUUUUUGGGGUGGUUUUUAGCUGCUGGUUGUGUAGGGGAUGGGGGGGGAACCUUUGUGCCGGUGACAACCGGGGUCACCGUGACCCCCCGGGGCCGAUCCCGAUGGGUUGUGGCACAAGGUGGGGUCGGGAAAAGCAAAAUACUUAAAUAAAUCAUCUCUUGUAGCCACA